Messenger RNA from Silurus meridionalis, 2869 nucleotides. RefSeq names its product zic family member 2 (odd-paired homolog, Drosophila), a (gene ptprjb.2). Lineage: Eukaryota; Metazoa; Chordata; Actinopteri; Siluriformes; Siluridae. Gene Ontology annotation, biological process: regulation of transcription by RNA polymerase II; central nervous system development. Gene Ontology annotation, molecular function: RNA polymerase II cis-regulatory region sequence-specific DNA binding; DNA-binding transcription factor activity, RNA polymerase II-specific. Gene Ontology annotation, cellular component: nucleus. The transcript has 3 exons. Bases 643 to 1977 code for a protein of 444 amino acids. The record is from RefSeq and is a predicted model, not a curated record.
AUACUAAGAAAAGCUUCGUCGAAAAGAAGAAAAAAAGGAGGCGGUAAUUGUCAGUGUAAAAAUGGCGAUCGACUAUUAGUCGCCAAAGAAGCGCGUGCUAUUGGAGGGACCUAUGGGAUUGAUGAGGCUCGAGAGCCAAUGAGACAGCGCCAAAUGAGUGACCGCUCUCCAGUUAAAGGGGGCGUAAGAAGAGCUAGUGCCAGUCCACUGAGAAAGACAGACCCUCCGAGAUAAACACAGAAGAGCGAGAGAAAUAAACAUCCCGAUCCGAGAUGCUUGAAGAACGCGUCGCGCGCUUAAAGAAGACACAGUAAGAUAGUCAUCAUCGACUCAUUUUAAAGGGAAGACUAAAAGGAAUCUUUUUUUUCUUCUUCUUUUUCUUCUUGCCCUUCAAUGGGAUUUUAAGUUAGAAGUUAUAGACAAAAAAAAAAAAAUCUAGGCGAUUUUUUUCUCUCCAUGUGUGAGGAUUAGGACAUACAAGUUUUACCUCAUGUCGUGUUUUCAAAUCUGGAAGUUAUUACUUCCAUAGCUUACAGGCUUCUCUGUGUAUUUAUUUUGGCGUUUAUCUGGGCCGUUACAGGUAAACAGCUUUGAGCAAAAAAAAAAAAAAAAACAACAACAAUUUGUGUAAAGUGAGAAAUAAUGUUACUGGACGCUGGUCAUCAGUUCCCAGGCUUGGGAGUGGGAACAUUUGCGAGGCAUCACGCGACGGGCGACAUGCAGGACAGGGACUUGAGUUUAGCGCAGAACAGCUUCGUUGACUCUGCGCACAUGGGCGCUUUUAAACUGAACCACGAUCUCUCCCCCGGACAGAGCUCGGCUUUCACCUCUCAAGCCCCCGCUUACCCCGCCGCGGCACUGGGCGCGCACGCGGCUCACGUUACCUCGUACACGAGCUCGCCGUUCAACUCGACGCGGGACUUCCUUUUCCGUAGCCGUGGGUUCGGAGAAUCGCCCCCGGCGAGCGGCCAGCAUGCCAUCUUCGGCCCCACUGCGGGGUCCCUGCACCAUUCCCACGCAGACAGCCAAGGCCACAUCCUGUUCCCGGGGAUCCACGACCAGCACGCCUCGCACGGAUCCCCAAACGUGCUCAACGGGCAAAUGCGACUUGGACUACCCGGCGAGGUGUUCGGACGAUCAGACCAAUAUCACCAGGUCUCAAGCCCACGGACCGACCCUUACUCAGCAGCCCAACUUCACAACCAAUACGGCUCCAUGAACAUGAAUAUGGGGAUGAACAUGGCAGCGCAUCACCACCAUCCCGGUGCCUUCUUUCGCUACAUGCGGCAACAGUGCAUCAAGCAAGAGCUCAUCUGCAAAUGGAUCGAUCCGGAGCAGCUGAGCAGCCCGAAGAAAAGUUGCAAUAAAACUUUUAGCACAAUGCACGAGCUUGUCACCCACGUCUCAGUCGAGCACGUCGGAGGACCGGAGCAAAGUAACCACAUCUGCUUUUGGGAAGAUUGUCCACGGGAAAGCAAACCUUUCAAAGCUAAAUACAAAUUAGUGAAUCACAUUCGCGUGCACACGGGAGAAAAACCGUUCCCCUGCCCGUUCCCUGGCUGUGGCAAAGUAUUCGCCCGAUCAGAGAAUUUGAAGAUCCACAAGAGGACACACACAGGCGAGAAACCAUUCCAGUGUGAGUUUGAAGGCUGCGACCGGCGCUUUGCAAACAGCAGUGACCGGAAGAAGCACAUGCACGUGCACACGUCGGACAAACCGUAUUUGUGCAAAAUGUGCGACAAAUCCUACACUCAUCCCAGUUCUCUUCGAAAGCACAUGAAGGUUCAUGAAUCUUCCCCGUCAGUGUCCGACUCGUCUCCUGCAGCAAGCUCUGGAUAUGAGUCAUCUACACCCCCCGGGCUGGUGUCACCCUCCACUGAGACUCAGAGCAACACCAACCUGUCGCCCUCAUCCGGUGUACACAGCUCAAACGCACACAGUGGCCUGUCGUCCAACUUCAGUGAGUGGUAUGUUUAGGACUGGAUCAGUCCACAAAGAAGUAUUUCUUACACACACUCACACAUGCACACACACAUACACACAUACACACACACACGCCGCUCCAGUAAAACCUGGGGUCUAAAUGAGACUUGUACAACUACUAGGCCUAAAGCCUGUAUCUUGCGCUAUUCUCCCGGGAGUGAUCCUCAUCAACCGAAGAAACGUGCACAAAGAAGCACUCCUUCAUUUGUAAAUAAUUUGCACCCUUUUUCCCAGUUGCUGUAAUAGAUUUUUUUUUUGUCAAUUUUUUAUUUUUUUUUAUUUUAUUAAUAUUAUUAUUAUUAAUUGUUUUGGUGUAUAGAUGUCGCUUCAAUGGUAGCUAUUUCUCUAACCGGACUUUUAGUGCACAUAUUACGAUAAAAAAAUUGUAUAUGGUCAUAAAUAUUGUUGCUCUCAUUAAGGCAAGCUGAUUGUACCUAAAAACAUCUAUGAAAUGGUAUGAGUGCCAAAGUCAACACUUUAAACGAAGACGGACACAAUAUUUGCUUGUGAAUGUAUAUUUUCGUUUGCUGGGCUUAACUUGUGAUGUUUUUUGUGCUUUGAAAAGUUCGAAUUUGUGAAAUAUAUUUGGAAGAUGUGAGGAAAAAUAAACGUCGUGCAGUUCAAUUUUCUGCUACCACACCCUUCCUUUUGUAAAUAUCGACUGCCAUAUUUAUCCAUUUGUAAUUAAAUUAUGGUAUUUACUUGCAACAGAUGAAACAAUAUUUAUAAAGAAUGUUUCUUUACUAUAAAUAUGUACAAUUAUGAGCUGAACAGAGGCAGGUGUUUUUGUUAUGUGUUUUUGUUCAAAGUUCAAGAGGUGUUUUCUCCAUUAUUGUGAUAAAAAAUACUGCAUACAAAUAUAAUAAAAUGUGGUUCAAGUGUUAAA